AUGUACGGUGAACGAACUGUUUGGAUUGGAUUUUCAGAUGUGACGGUGCAUGAGUUGGAGAAACGAGUGGUUGAACGAUGGCCAGUGCCCUGUGUUGAGUUGUUCGAUGAAACAAUGAACGGCUCCAGCGACAAAACGCGUUUCUGUGGUUGCGCCUGGUGUGUACGGGAUGCAUGCGGCCUCACAUGCGCCGUCAUGACCUGGUACGUUUCAUCAAAAAUUUCAAGCACAGUUUCUAUAUGUUGA
This is a messenger RNA of Gongylonema pulchrum, 246 nucleotides long. Lineage: Eukaryota; Metazoa; Nematoda; Chromadorea; Rhabditida; Gongylonematidae. The record is from the annotation of a GenBank genome assembly.